AUAAAUGCUUCAAGAUAUAGUCACUUAUAUGACACGUACGGAAGAUCUUCUUUACGUAAAGUUAACUUACCAUCGAGGAGGGAUAUGAGAGUUAUUAGAGACAACGCCAAUUUACCGAGCGGACUCGAAGACGCCGAACCUGGGUUCGAUCUCACCGAAGAUGAAAUGAGGAAAUUUAAAAUUUGGCCACAGGGAAAUAUUCCGUAUUACAUUGAUGAUUUCUCUUUUGAUAAAGUACUCCGGGAUAGAAUUCGUAAUUACAUUGACCUUACAAACCGCGUAACUGGAUUGAAAUUCAUGGAGCUGCCGAAACCACCCACUGAUGAGAAAACCAGAUGGGUGCUUUUUGUAAAUCGUCAAGGCUUGCUUAAUUGCGCUGAUCACUCUAUUAAAGAUUUUACUAACGAAGGAUUACAGAAAGUAAUUUUGGGAUAUGAUUGCUUAGUUACCGGUGGAGAACUUGCAGAGGCCAUACUUGCCUUGGUUGGGGUACCACCCCAGCAUAAUGCUCCCGACCGCAAUAAAUACAUUACGAUAAAUCAUGAAAAUAUUUUGCCAGAAAAAGAGCAUUUAUUCAAAGCUGUCCAGGACAAUGAAUGGUUGUUUCACGAUAUACCUUACGAUUACAGUAGUGCUGGCCACUACAGCUUUCAUAAAUAUACCAAAAACGGUUUUGCUACUAUUGAAUUAAAGCUUUUUGAACUUGGUGCUAACUUUAGUAACUAUAAACCAACAAUAGAAGAUACGAUCGAACCCAGGAAGAAGCCUAAUAAAUAUUUAGGACUUGCUGAAGAUCAACCUAUAGAAGAUAAUGAAUCUGAUGAUAAGGAACUAGAAGCUGAAAAAGACUUGGAUACUGAUGAUAAUAAAGAUAAAAAUGAAGAAGAGAAAAUGAAAUCUGACGAUAACGACUUUGACGGGAAAAAAGAGAAUGAAAUAGGAAAUGCAAAUGACGAAUCGCAUGAAAAAGAAGUAAACCAACAUAGCAAAAUUAUACAACUAAAGCACGUUCUCAAAAAGUCAAGUGAUCCAUUCCGUGAUAUUUCUGAUUUUGAAUCUUGGGAAACAACAAGGACAUUGCAAAGAAUAUUUACCAAGAUGAAAGGAUAA
Messenger RNA from Papilio machaon (common yellow swallowtail), 1110 nucleotides. RefSeq names its product nematocyst expressed protein 6. NCBI's taxonomy places the organism in Eukaryota, Metazoa, Arthropoda, Insecta, Lepidoptera, Papilionidae. Bases 85 to 1110 code for a protein of 341 amino acids. Gene Ontology annotation, molecular function: zinc ion binding; metalloendopeptidase activity. The record is from RefSeq and is a predicted model, not a curated record. The transcript is spliced from 6 exons. Gene Ontology annotation, biological process: proteolysis.